CAUUUUGCGACACUACUCGCUGUUAGCGGCAUUAGCCAUGUUUUGACGCUUGCAUGCUAACCCUGUUUACGUCGGCACACGUGAAGACAAUCGUAAUAUAUUUUUUUAAAGAAAAGUUAUUUUACCUUCAUGAGCGGUUGUCACGAUGGGAAAGCCGAAAAAGAAGAGUGACCUCAGCCGGGCCGAAUUGAUGAUGAUGACGAUCGCAGACGUCAUCAAACAGCUGGUUGAGGCCCACGAGCAGGGGAAAGAUAUCAACCUUAAUAAAGUGAAGACGAAGACCUCGGCGAAAUACGGCCUCUCGGCGCAACCGCGUCUCGUCGACAUCAUCGCUGCGGUGCCUCCUCAGUACCGACGGGUUCUCGUGCCGAAACUGAAAGCCAAGCCCAUCCGCACGGCCAGUGGGAUUGCGGUCGUUGCUGUGAUGUGCAAGCCCCAUCGCUGUCCCCACAUCAGCUUCACAGGGAACAUCUGUGUAUACUGUCCAGGCGGUCCCGACUCUGAUUUUGAAUAUUCGACGCAGUCGUACACAGGCUACGAGCCAACUUCAAUGCGGGCCAUCCGAGCACGCUACGAUCCCUAUUUACAGACCAGACACCGGGUGGAACAGCUGAAGCAGUUGGGCCACAGUGUGGAUAAGGUGGAGUUCAUUGUAAUGGGCGGCACAUUCAUGGCUCUGCCUGAGGACUACCGAGAUUACUUCAUCCGCAACCUGCACGAUUCGCUGUCAGGGCACACUUCCAACAACGUAGCCGAGGCCGUCAGGUACUCGGAGCGCAGUAACACGAAGUGUGUGGGGAUCACCAUCGAGACGCGACCGGACUACUGCCUUAAGCGACACCUGAGCGACAUGCUGGCGUACGGCUGCACCAGGCUGGAGAUCGGCGUGCAGAGCGUUUACGAAGAUGUGGCUCGCGACACCAACAGGGGGCACACGGUGCGAGCCGUGUGCGAGUCUUUCCACCUGGCUAAAGACGCAGGCUUCAAAGUGGUGUCUCACAUGAUGCCCGACCUGCCCAACGUGGGCAUCGAGAGAGACGUGGAGCAGUUUAUUGAAUUCUUCGAGAAUCCGGCAUUUCGGCCGGACGGCCUGAAGCUCUACCCGACACUAGUGAUCCGAGGAACGGGCCUGUACGAACUGUGGAAGACGGGCCGCUACAAGAGCUACUCGCCCAGCACUCUGGUGGACCUGGUGGCCCGCAUCCUGGCGCUGGUGCCACCCUGGACCCGAGUGUACCGCGUACAGAGGGACAUCCCCAUGCCUCUGGUUACCUCCGGCGUGGAACAUGGAAACCUGCGCGAGUUGGCACUGGCCCGAAUGAAAGACAUGGGAACCGAGUGUAGAGAUGUGAGAACCAGAGAGGUGGGAAUCCAGGAGAUCCAUCAUAAACUGAGACCAUAUCAGGUGGAGCUGAUCCGACGUGACUAUGUGGCCAACGGAGGCUGGGAGACGUUCUUGUCCUACGAGGACCCCGAGCAGGACAUCCUGAUCGGCUUGCUGAGGCUCCGCCGCUGCUCGCCGCAGUCGUUUCGUCCAGAGCUCAAGAGCGGCGUGUCGAUCGUGCGCGAGCUGCACGUGUACGGCAGCGUGGUGCCCAUCAGCAGCCGAGAUCCCAGCAAGUUCCAGCACCAGGGCUUCGGGAUGAUGCUGAUGGAGGAGGCAGAAAGGAUAGCCAGAGACGAGCACGGCUCCGCCAAACUCGCCGUUAUCUCAGGUGUAGGGACUCGGAAUUAUUACAGGAAGAUGGGUUACGAGCUCGAGGGGCCGUACAUGGUGAAACGCUUGGACUGAAAGCGGGAUGGGUUGGUUUUUUUCUUUGGUCUGAGAAAGACAAAUUUUACCAAAAGAGGGAGAAAUGACAACAUAUUCCAGCUAAAUUCCACCUCGUAUCUGGCUUCCUGUAACUGAAUUACUCAUCCGUCUCGUUCUCUUCUUUUUUUUUUUUUUUUUGACAAAUAAAGAAUUUUUAUCUCA
This is a messenger RNA of Silurus meridionalis, 1975 nucleotides long. RefSeq names its product elongator acetyltransferase complex subunit 3 (gene elp3). Gene Ontology annotation, molecular function: iron-sulfur cluster binding; acyltransferase activity, transferring groups other than amino-acyl groups. Gene Ontology annotation, cellular component: cytoplasm; nucleus; elongator holoenzyme complex. Lineage: Eukaryota; Metazoa; Chordata; Actinopteri; Siluriformes; Siluridae. The transcript has 15 exons. The coding region runs from base 146 to 1792 and encodes 548 amino acids. The record is from RefSeq and is a predicted model, not a curated record. Gene Ontology annotation, biological process: tRNA wobble base 5-methoxycarbonylmethyl-2-thiouridinylation.